GGUGACUUUGAGUUCAUGGAUGAUGCCAACAUGUGCAUUGCCACUGAGACUUCUCUUCUCAUGAUUCUGAUAUGUGCUAUGGCUACUUAUGGAGUAUACAAGCAACACGCAGCCUGGAUUAUCCCAUUCUUCUGUUACCAGAUCUUUGAUUUUGCCCUGAACACGUUGGUUGCAAUCACUGUGCUUGUUUAUCCAAACUCCAUUCAGGAAUACAUGCAACAACUGCCUCCUACUUUUCCCUACAGAGAUGAUGUCAUGUCAGUGAAUCCUACCUGUUUGGUCCUUAUUAUUCUUCUGUUUAUUAGCAUCAUCUUGACUUUCAAGGGUUACUUGAUUAGCUGUGUUUGGAACUGCUACCGAUACAUCAACGGCAGGAACUCCUCCGAUGUCCUGGUUUACGUUACCAGCAAUGACAAUACGGUGCUGCUACCCCCGUAUGAUGAUGCCACUGUGAAUGGUGCUGCCAAGGAGCCGCCACCACCUUACGUGUCUGCCUAAGCGGAGCUGAGGGCAGCAGCUUGACUUUUUUGACAUCUGAGCAGUAGUUCUGUUAUUUCAC
Saimiri boliviensis boliviensis (Bolivian squirrel monkey) is the source of this 559-nucleotide messenger RNA. Its product is annotated as lysosomal-associated transmembrane protein 4B. The record is from RefSeq and is a predicted model, not a curated record. Gene Ontology annotation, cellular component: lysosomal membrane. NCBI's taxonomy places the organism in Eukaryota, Metazoa, Chordata, Mammalia, Primates, Cebidae.